AUGGACACGGCGUUUCUGCGUCCUCCGCUUGCUCGUAAUCUGGUUUAUGACGAGUUUGCCGUUCUGCACUCCACAAGCUACCCUUUUCACACUCUUCGGUAUUUGAGAUGCAAUCCGAUAUAUUCGAGACCGCUGCUAACAACAUCACCAGCUUCACCAUCAAGGGGUUUGACUCAGAGAGUGGCUGCACUACCUGAUGUUGAUGAUUUUUUCUGGGAGAAGGAUCCUACUCCGAUCCUGGACACAAUUGAUGCGCCCAUUCAUUUGAAAAAUCUAUCUAGUAAGGAGCUCAAGCAGUUAGCUGACGAAGUUCGUUCUGAAAUAGCUUUCAUAAUGUCAAGAAAAUGCCAACCAUGUGGUCCUGGUCGCUCAGUUGUGGAGCUGACAAUUGCUAUACAUUAUGUGUUCAAUGCCCCAAUGGAUAAGAUACUAUGGGAUGCUGGUCAACAUGCGUAUGCGCACAAGAUUCUCACAGGAAGGCGCUCUCUAUUUCAUACUAUUAAACAGAAAAACGGCCUUUCCGGGUUCACGUCGCGUUUUGAGAGCGAGUAUGAUCCCUUUGGUGCUGGACAUGGAUGCAAUAGUCUAUCUGCUGGCCUUGGGAUGGCGGUUGCAAGGGAUAUAAAUGGGAGAAAAAAUCGAAUAGUGACAGUUAUAAGUAAUUGGACAACCAUGGCUGGCCAGGUGUACGAGGCAAUGGGCCAUGCUGGUUUCCUCGAUUCCAACAUGGUAGUUAUUCUAAAUGAUAACUGUCAUACCUUGCUUCCUAAAGCAGAUGGCGGACCAAAGAUGUCAGUUAAUGCCUUCUCUAGUGCUCUCAGCAAGAUUCAAUCCAGCAAAGGAUUUAGGAGGUUUAGGGAGGCUGCAAAGGGACUUGCCAAAUGGUUUGGCAAAGGAAUGCAUGAAUUUGCUGCCAAAGUUGAUGAGUAUGCUCGUGGUAUGAUAGGUCCUCAUGGAGCAACUCUUUUUGAAGAACUUGGAUUAUAUUAUAUUGGUCCUAUUGAUGGGCGUAACAUUGAUGAUAUCAUCUGUGUACUAAAGGAGGUUGCGAGCCUAGAUUCAACUGGCCCAGUACUUGUACAUGUAAUUACUGGGACUGAAAGUGACACUGGUGGAAAUAUUAGAAGUGAAAUAACUGCAAAUGAGGAAGGGCCUUCAAAUUCGAGCAAUGAUCUUCUUAAAUUUUUAGAAACUGGACUUUCUAGGACAUAUAAUGACUGCUUUGUAGAAGCACUAACAGCAGAAGCAGAGAAUGACAAGCGCAUUGUGGUAGUUCAUGGGGGCAUGGGAAUGGAUCGAUCACUCCGCUUAUUCCAGUCCAGGUUCCCAGACAGAUUUUUUGACUUGGGCAUCGCUGAGCAACAUGCUGUUACCUUCUCUGCUGGUUUGGCCUGUGGAGGUUUAAAGCCUUUCUGCAUAAUUCCAUCCACAUUUCUUCAGCGAGCAUAUGAUCAGAUAGUUGAAGAUGUGGACAUGCAAAAGAUACCAGUUCGAUUUGCUAUCACAAAUGCUGGUCUGGUGGGAUCGGAGGGCCCAACUAACUCAGGACCAUUUGAUAUUACAUUCAUGUCAUGCUUGCCAAACAUGAUUGUCAUGUCACCAUCUAAUGAGGAUGAACUUAUUGACAUGGUGGCAACAGCUGCAAUGAUUGAGGACAAACCUAUUUGCUUCCGCUAUCCUAGGGGUGCCAUUGUUGGGACUAGUGCAACUUUAACAUAUGGGAAUCCGCUUGAGAUUGGUAAAGGAGAGAUUCUUGUCGAGGGAAAAGAGAUAGCUUUUCUUGGCUAUGGCGAGGUGGUCCAGAGAUGCUUGAUUGCUCGAUCUCUUUUAUCCAACUUUGGCAUUCAGGCGACAGUUGCAAAUGCGAGAUUUUGCAAGCCACUUGACAUCGAUCUAAUCCGAACGCUAUGCCAGCAGCAUAGUUUUCUUAUCACAGUGGAAGAAGGAACAGUUGGUGGCUUUGGAUCACAUGUCUCACAGUUUAUUUCACUUGAUGGUCUACUUGAUGGCCGAAUAAAGUGGCGACCCAUUGUGCUACCAGACAGGUACAUUGAACACGCUUCACUGGCGGAGCAACUUGAUUUGGCUGGCCUAACUGCCCAUCACAUAGCUGCAACUGCAUUGACCCUCCUAGGGCGUCAUCGUGAUGCCCUUUUGUUGAUGAAGUAG
Messenger RNA from Miscanthus lutarioriparius, 2169 nucleotides. The record is from the annotation of a GenBank genome assembly. Lineage: Eukaryota; Viridiplantae; Streptophyta; Magnoliopsida; Poales; Poaceae.